Rotaria sordida is the source of this 513-nucleotide messenger RNA. Lineage: Eukaryota; Metazoa; Rotifera; Eurotatoria; Philodinida; Philodinidae. The record is from the annotation of a GenBank genome assembly.
AUGAUAAGUAAAUUAGAAAGAUUUCCAAAUGAAAUAUUAUUAAAUAUAUUUUCUUAUUUAUCAUGGGAUGACAUGUUAAUAUCAUUAUGGUCAUUAAAUGAACGCAUUAAUUCUCUUGUUUGUUCAAUAUUUUCAAUGAGUAAAAAUGGAAUUAUUGUUAAUAAACCGGGUUUAUCGUAUCGAACAUUUUCCUCAAUAUUAUUACCAUUAAUAUGCAAUUCAUUAUCGGUUUCCUCGUCAAUUAAAUACAUUCAUUUUGGUGGAAUUAAUUCAACUUCUUGUGAUCUUAUUAAUAUCUGUUUUUUCUAUAAUACUAAUAAACAAAGGAUUUUUCCUAAUCUUAGAUCACUUUAUAUUACUGAAUGUUCAUUAUCUCAAACAUUAAUUCAAACAUUAUCUAUGCUUAUUCAACAUCAAUUAAACCACCUUACAUUAAUAUUGGAUAAAGAUGCUUUCAAUUUAUCUGAGGAUUCACAAAAACAUUUAUGCAUUUCUAACAAAAGUAAUCAAUAA